GUCGUGUAUAGCGCACGCUCGUCUCGUAGCGGCUGCAUGGAGUUGAUCCCAACAACGCGGCAAGGCACGCAAGACUCAGUGACUCAGUCAGUGGCGCGCCGCCUAUCGAGAACAUUGCAUGUCCUGCCCGAUCGCGCGGGAUCGCAACGAAUUCAAACACGAUCGCACGAACGAACAACUCGAGAUUGCCCGAAAAACCGAAUAAGAUCCUAUUUAAGUUAAACCUUUUGAUUUGUUACGAUUUUGUGUUUCCUAUGUGUAUUUUGUUUGUGUUUCAUUAUAUUCAGAUUUUUUGAUAUUCGAUCUGAGUUGUCGCUUCGAAAGCUACGUUUUUUUUUUGUGGUCGCAAUGCAUUUUUCGAUAUGUUCCGGUCCAGUUUAAGGAUAAUAUAGAUGGGGACGUUAGAGAUGAGUUCUUUUAAAUUCCCUCCAAAAUCUUCUUCAUGAGAACACAAAUUUGGAAAAUAUGAUUUUAAAAAUGGGAGGGAAGCUGCCUCCGGGCCCGAAGCCCGAGAAGGAGACAAAGAAAGAGGAGAAAAAGGAAGUCAAGAAGAAAUGGGAAAGAUGCGAAGACAAAUGUCCCGGAGAUCCCUGGGCGUACUGCAUAGUGUUGUGGUGUGCGUGCGCGAUGAGCCUCAUCUCGAGCGGCUACAGUUUGUACAAGCAGCAAGGACUUCAGGACAGACUGUCUCUUUUGGAAGAACAGCACUUGGCAUUGAGAAGCGCUGUUCUCGAGCCUCAGCAGCCUCUUGUGGAGAGACUUCGCAGGGAGGUGCUAUCUCGGCCACCGCCGAGUUACUGGAGACCGAAACGGAGUAUCAGGGAUUAUGGGGACUGCGUAUGCCCAUCAGGACCUCCAGGGCCGCCCGGCAAGAGAGGCAAAAAGGGCAAGAAAGGAGACCCGGGCGAACCUGGACCACCGGGUUUAACUGGGGCGGCAGGAAAAAAUGGAUUUCCGGGGAGCAAAGGCGAUAAAGGCGAGCGAGGUUUCAUGGGUCCCAUCGGGCUGGACGGGCCGAAAGGAGAUCCGGGUCGACCCGGAGACAAGGGACACAAGGGUGAGCACGGUAGCCCUGGCUUCGACGUGUUCUCAGCUGUCAAGGGUGUAAAAAGAUCAGUGGACAACUUUAAAAUAAGUCCGUACACCACAGCGGAGAUCAUUGCCGUAAAGGGCCUGCAGGCGGCCGGACACAAUGUCUCCGCGCACACCAUCAUACAGCUCAAGGGAGAGCCUGGCGAACCGGGGCCCCCAGGCCCCGCAGGCCCGCAGGGUCCCGACGGGCUGCCGGGCCACGACGGGAGGACGGGGCCCGCGGGUACCGCCGGCCCGCCGGGACCCAUCGGCCCGUCGGGCCCGCCUGGACCCGUAGGACCCAUCGGACCCAGCGGUCCUUCUGGACUAAGGGGAGACAAAGGAGACAAGGGCGAGCGUGGCUUCACGACGACACUGAAGGGCGACGCGUUCCCCACCGGCAUCAUUGAAGGCCCGCCCGGCCCCCCGGGACCUCCCGGUAAAUCUGGCGAGGCCGGGCCGCGCGGCCCGCCGGGCCUGGACGGCUCGCCCGGCUCCUCGGGGGUGCAGGGACCGCCCGGGAAACCAGGUGAAAUAGGUCCGAAAGGGUCCAAAGGCGAGUACGGCGACAUGGGCUCGCCGGGCAUGCUGGGCGCGCCGGGGCUGCCCGGCCCGCCCGGGUACCCGGGCCUCAAGGGGGAGAAGGGGGACAAGGGCGACUCGUACAGGAAGCUGAGGAGAAGACAGAACUUGCAGGGAGACGGCACUGGAUACGAGCUGUACGGACAUGAUAUUAUGAUGGGCCCGCCGGGCGCGCCGGGCCCCGCGGGGCCCCCCGGGGUGGCGGGCCCGCCCGGCAUCAAGGGCGACAAGGGCGAGCCCGGCGUGCGCGGGAAAGCGGGUGAAAGAGGCGAAAAGGGAGACGCGGGUCCCAUGGGAUUACCGGGACCGGUGGGUCUGCCGGGUGAGCAGGGCCGGCCCGGCGACAUCGGCGCGAGGGAGAACCGCUGGCCGCCGGACUUCGCGUUCACAGCCAGCGGCCACGCGGUCGCGAGGCGUCGCCCGCCCGUCUCGUACGCAUGCGACCUCGGACGUACUCGUGCGGACGCGUGCGACCUCGGACGUACUCGUGCGGACGCGUGCGACCUCGGACGUACUCGUGCGGACGCGUGCGACCUCGGACGUACUCGUGCGGACGCGUGCGGACGACGCCGCCCGCCGCGCGCCGCGCCGCACCCGGGUGUUACCGUCCCGAGGGGGCGCGCACCGCGCCCGCCUCAUAGCAUAAAUUAUUGUUGUUUACAAAUUAUUUUGAAUGAAAAUAAAUAUUUGCAUGCUGUGCAUAUUGGUCUUUCUCUUCGACUCGUACCCUCCGGCUGCCCUGUCUCACCUCUUGGCCGCCCGUUCUGCCGUCCACUGUCUCCGCUCGCGGCAUCACUCGCAUGGCGGUCCGCCGGUAUGCGCCGCAUGCUGGGCCCGGCGCCGCACCCUCGUCUGCAUGCUGAUAUUGGCGAUUCACUCCCCGUAAGGCUGUGGCUGACGUGUGCCGUUGUUCCGCAGGGACCUCCCGGACUCGACGGCAUGAAGGGAGCGCAAGGUGAGCCGGGUUCUAAGGGCGAGCGAGGAGACCCAGGACUGCCAGGAACCGAUGGCAUUCCCGGACAAGAGGGCCCGAAGGGAGACAAGGGCUACAAAGGAGAACCCGGCCCGGCGGGCAAGCGCGGCCGCAAGGGGGACAAGGGGGAGCGCGGGGAGCAGGGCGUGCCCGGACUCGACGCGCCCUGCCCGCUCGGGCCCGACGGCCUGCCGCUGCCCGGCUGCGGCUGGCGGCCCAGCAAGGAGGCGGUGCUGCAGUGGGUGCGGCGCCGCCUGGACGUGGACAACGACCUGCCCGUGUGAGAGCCGAGGCCGCGACGGUCACCGCCGCACCGCCGUCACUACGGUCACCGCGGUCACCCCGGUCACUGCGGUCACCCCGGUCACUG
Achroia grisella is the source of this 2996-nucleotide messenger RNA. RefSeq names its product collagen alpha-1(XXIII) chain-like. The record is from RefSeq and is a predicted model, not a curated record. The coding region runs from base 466 to 2910 and encodes 814 amino acids. NCBI's taxonomy places the organism in Eukaryota, Metazoa, Arthropoda, Insecta, Lepidoptera, Pyralidae. The transcript is spliced from 25 exons.